GACAAGAAAUGCUCUCUACUGGAAUCUAUUCAUAUGUUGAUGUUAGAGAUGUUGCAUAUGCACAUGUUCAAGCAUUGGAGAUUGCUUCAGCUAAUGGCAGAUACUGUUUAGUUGAGACAGUGACAUACUCUUCUGAAACUCGGAAGAUAUUGCACAAGCUUUACCCUACUCUCAACAUUCCAAAAAAGUAA
Messenger RNA from Ilex paraguariensis (yerba mate), 191 nucleotides. The record is from the annotation of a GenBank genome assembly. Lineage: Eukaryota; Viridiplantae; Streptophyta; Magnoliopsida; Aquifoliales; Aquifoliaceae.